Molecule: messenger RNA, 1582 nt
Organism: Pangasianodon hypophthalmus (striped catfish)
Lineage: Eukaryota; Metazoa; Chordata; Actinopteri; Siluriformes; Pangasiidae
Product: Poly(U)-specific endoribonuclease-C-like
Exons: 7
Coding region: 166-1050 (294 amino acids)
Molecular function (GO): RNA endonuclease activity
Source: RefSeq, a predicted model, not a curated record
GGCAUAAAAGCGCGUGUUGCCGUGUUACAGACGCUGCUGUUCCUGCAGAGUCCGCGGCCAGAGUGACUGCAGGCAGCUGAGACAGAGCCGUAAUAUGUGAUAUGACCAACCUUUAAUACAUUUAUGUUUAUGGGGAAAAGUAAAGAUACAUAAAAGCUCUUUGUCAUGCCUGAGGAUGCUCCUUCCAGCAGUCCUGCUGUAGAUCAGGAGCUUUCAGCAAUCCUGAAUGAGUUGUGGAAGCUGGACGUGAACCGUGUGAAGCCGGGAAAAGACUACACCAUCAAUCUACAGGGGAAGGCUGAUUAUGUGGCCCAGGGCAGUAACAGUGCCAGAGACAAAGCCAGUGCUCCUCUGUUCACAUACGUCAAUGAGGAUAAACUCAAAAGCAUUGCCACAUAUGCUAGCUUCAUAAACCUUUUGGACAACUACGAGAUGUCCACAGGUGUGGCGGAGAAAGUGACUAGUGAGGAGCUGGAGGAGAAUAACAUCUUCCUCAAUGCCAUCCUACAGACCCAGGUCAUGAAGCGUGCACAUGAGUAUUUAGUCAGUAAAGGACAAGCCUCCUCUGACGUAGCUCAGUUUAAAAAGCAGCUCUUUGACAUCUGGUUCAAACUCUAUCACAGAGACAGAAGUGGAGGUGAAGACUCAUGUGGAUUUGAACAUGUGUUUGUUGGUGAGACUAAGUACGGGAAAGAGAUCAUGGGCCUUCAUAACUGGGUUCAGUUUUACCUGCAGGAGAAGCUGAACUGUAUAGACUACAAGGGCUACAAAGCCAGAGAUAAAGACAUGCCAGAUGUGAACGAUCACGUCAUUAACCUGCAGUUCAGCUGGAAAGGCCUGGUGAAGCCAGUGGGCAGCUCCUUCAUUGGCGUUAGCCCAGAGUUUGAGGUGGCACUCUUCACCAUCAUCUUCCUCAAGAGUAAUGAGCGUCUUACCAACGCCGUUGUCAAAGUGAACGAGUACAUGCUGGAGGUCGUGGUGUGUCGACAUGGACGUGCUAUUGGAACGUCCUACCCCAAACUGCUCAGCAGCAACAACAGGGAUCUGUAGUUUCCCUACUGAACAGGUUGUAAGGAUUUAAGUUUCUUCUGUGUAGCCUUAUAAUCUGCACCGUUAUUAUAAGCAAUAGCUCUUAGUUUCACAAGCAACAUUGAGUCUUUACAUUAAAAUUGGAACUGUUUACAUGAUAAUCUGUUACUGACCAGGAAUAUAGUGCUGUUUCUUAUGAACUCUAUACGUAAGUGCCUUCACAGAUCUUAAAAAUGUCCACUACAGCCCAGUGCUCUCAAAUAUGGAUAAACGUUAAAACUAAUUUAGGUAAUUAUGUUGGUUGCAGCUACUUUUGGUGUUUUUAAGGACAGGGAAAUAUAUUAAGUUGUAGUCAUGAAUAUUUGUUAAUGGUCUAUUAGAAUUUAAAGCGUACUAUUUUGUACUACUUAAUAACCUGAGAAUAUCUUCAGGUCCAGAAAUAUUUGUUGUGGUUGGAUCAGCAUGUAAUAAAGAAGGAAAACAAAUAUGUCCGUUUUCAGAAUGCCCAUCCAUAUUUUGAAAAAAAUAAACUGAAUUUGUGUCAUUUAAAACA